Molecule: messenger RNA, 997 nt
Organism: Phymastichus coffea
Lineage: Eukaryota; Metazoa; Arthropoda; Insecta; Hymenoptera; Eulophidae
Gene: Irbp18
Product: CCAAT/enhancer-binding protein gamma-like
Exons: 4
Coding region: 170-541 (123 amino acids)
Biological process (GO): DNA-templated transcription; regulation of transcription by RNA polymerase II
Molecular function (GO): DNA-binding transcription factor activity, RNA polymerase II-specific; RNA polymerase II cis-regulatory region sequence-specific DNA binding
Source: RefSeq, a predicted model, not a curated record
GCUUUCAAGAUUUAAGUAGUUUAGCAGAAGGAGAGCACGAGAGAGCCUACAGGUUCGAAUCUCUCUUUCUCGGCUCGAUUCGUGGCAACCUUGCGUUAUUUAUCGUUUUUUUUCUCCGUGACGCUCGCACGGUAAACAGCGAGUAGUCAAGUCAAUUUUGGCUUUAUAAAUGAUAGUCACGCACAAUGAGAUGCCUCCAGCAAACAAAGAGAACAAGAAACGGAGAAAGAUACUGUCCGAGGAGGAUGAAGGUGAUGAGGACUAUAGAAAGAGGAGAGACAGAAAUAAUCAGGCUGUUAAAAAGUCCAGAGUGAAAAGUAAGAUGCGCACCCAGCAAACGUUAGAGCGAGUGCACCAACUCAAAAUAGAGAACGAAUUGCUUGAGGAAAAGAUUAAAAUGCUUACAAAGGAACUUGGCUUCCUUAAAGAUCUUUUCUUGGCACAUGCAGGUUCUAAUAUACAUUCUCCAAGCCUUCAGGAUGUAGACCUCAAUGCUCUUCUGGCGGAUGACAACAAAACAGAUAAUGCAAAGAAGUCGUAGAGAAGCUAAUGCAGCUAAACAUUCUCUGCACCAUUAGAGAAUGUGAAAUGGACAAUCUAAUUUGAGCGCAUGGGGGAAAUUGCCAUUGGAUGGGCGCCAGUGUGACAAGUGACUGUGAAUAAACGAAAUAAGCAACAACAGAAAAACAGGUCGAUCAACACACACACGCACAUUUCGUGCCGCGGCGCACACUGAUCGUUGCGAUUGCUUUACUCCACAAAAAAGCAAAAAAAGAACACGGCAAGAAAAAUCAAAUCAAGGACACGCUACAGGCUCUCAGGAUGGUAUCCGACACACGAAGGCGUGAUUAUGGAGCUUGCAGCUGCCUCCUUGUUACAUUAAUUCAUAAGCAUUUAGUCUUAAUAUUACAUUUGUAGAUCGCCUUUUCAAUAUUUUGUACAAAUCUUAAAUAAAAUGUAUCUAUGAAAGAAGAAGAAAAAAUGGCGAAAAAUCAUU